Dicrocoelium dendriticum is the source of this 471-nucleotide messenger RNA. Lineage: Eukaryota; Metazoa; Platyhelminthes; Trematoda; Plagiorchiida; Dicrocoeliidae. The record is from the annotation of a GenBank genome assembly.
AUGGUCACCACAACAAGCGGUAGUGCGUCUGGCCUUCAAGCUCACGGACUUCAUCAGUCAGGAGGAUUUGCCAUCGCCAAGACAUCUGCUUGCUCGAGCAACGAGUGUGCCACCUCCAUCGCUUCCGCUGUGGAGGAAUUUGAACUGGCCGACUUAUCCACCGGAUCGGCUGGAGGCGUUGAUGACUUGGAUAAUCAGUUGACGGUCUCCAAUCUGUCCAAGUCCCUGGCCGAGGAGAACUUGUUUCGAAACCCCCACACUAUUCCUCCACCAAAGAAGCAGAAACGCAAACCUGCUCCAAUUUUCAUACCCCCACAGAAGCAGCAGUCUAUCAUCAAAAUACUCGAUCCUUCUCCCUACAAUCGGAAAACCGAUACGCAUUACUUACCGAAUGGAUGGGACCAUCUCGGAUUGCGUAUUGCUCCAAGCUCGAUGGUUUUCUUGUGCUACCCUUCCCUCACAGGCGUCUAA